Molecule: messenger RNA, 525 nt
Organism: Protopolystoma xenopodis
Lineage: Eukaryota; Metazoa; Platyhelminthes; Monogenea; Polystomatidea; Polystomatidae
Source: the annotation of a GenBank genome assembly
AUGUCUCUCUUCUCCUUCAAGGCGCUCAAUGUAGAGACAAAGGACUAUAUUAGUCCGAAUAAGGCCUCUCAUCUCAGAGAGCUACAAUUAAAACGUUCUGAUUCUGCACACAGCCCGCUGUCCGAUUCAUCCUAUGCUCAAACUACCAAGUGUUACAAAGAUGAUCGCUCAACAAACGAUAAAAGAGACAGUGCCCACAAGUCUUCGGAUGAUAACUUAAACUUGGAACUUUCCCCUGUAACUCACCGGGAUUCCAUUCGUCCAUCUGCUGAAUUUCUUGAAGUUAAACAUGGAAAAGAGCCAUAUAAACCUGCAAUUCCCUUAUCUCCUGGCAUUGAAGACCUUAUAAAACCGGUUAAAGGGAAAUCUUGGUCCCGAGAAGCUGAGGAGGUCCGUAUUACUAAGCUGUAUCAUCAUUUGCUCCGUUUGACAUCAAAAGCAUCCACUGAUGAUAGAAAUACUAUCCAACUUAUUCUAGAAAAUCUUCUCGAGAGCUACCUUUGGAAGAAAAAUGAUGUGGGCUAA